AUGAAAUUUACUACUCUAUCAUUAGCUGCUUUAACUGCAGCAGGUUUAGUCAGUGCAGACUGUUCAUAUGUUAACGGUAACUAUUACUGUUCUCAAACAGAUGCUGUCGUUUACAGUAACGUAGGUUACUCAGGCGCUUACAAGGACGUUACCAGCAUGGAUGAAAAUUCUUGUGUUUGUAACCAAGAAUCUUUCUCAUUCUCAGGAUCAUUGGCUCCAUUGGAUGAAGAAUUAUCUGUCCAUUUCAGAGGUCCUAUCAAGUUAGUCCAAUUCGGUGUUUAUUAUCCAAACAGUGGUUCUACUACCAUGAAAAAGAGAGAAGUUAAAGAUGACACUGAAAACUGUGCUCCAGCUGCUCACAAACAUAAGAGAGAUGUAGCUGUUGAAUACGUUGAAGUCACUUCUACCGUCUACGUUGAUGGUAACGGUCAACCUGUUAAUUCAGGUGACUCUGCUCAACAAACCUCUUACACCAAGGUUUCUACCGUUGUUAACCCAACUACCAGUGCUGCUAACAACGACAACAACGACAACAACAACAACAACAACAACAACAACAACAACAACAACAACAACCAACAAGCUACUUCUUCCAGUUCCACUUCUACCUCCACCUCCUCCUCAUCUGGUUCCUCUUCUACUUCUCAAUCUAGUGUUUCAGGUUCUGGCUGGACUAGAUCUUCUUACUUCACCCCAGGUUCUGCUGAUAACUGUGUCUUCAUGAACCACCAAGGUGGUGUCGCAGGUUCUGGUAUCUGGUCUUCUUGUUUCGGUAACUCUAUCUCAUUUGCUGCCUCUGAUGGUGUCAGUGGUGCAGGUUCAGCCCAAGCUUUAGGUGACGUUACCGUUGCUUCUGGUAAGGAAUUCAUGAUCUUCUCUGGUAGUUCUUGUAGUGGUAGUGACUGUGGUUUCUACAGAGAAGGUAUUCCAGCAUACCACGGUUUCGGUGGUGAUGACAAAAUCUUUGUCUUUGAAUUUACUAUGCCAAGUGAUACUUCUGGCAGUGGUUACAACCAAGACAUGCCAGCUAUCUGGUUAUUGAAUGCCAAGAUUCCACGUACUUUACAAUACGGUUCUUCUUCCUGUUCUUGUUGGAGUACUGGUUGUGGUGAAUUAGAUUUAUUCGAAAUCCUAAGUGCAGGUUCUGAUAAAUUGAUUACCCACAUCCAUGAUGGUCAAGGUAACGAUGGUACUACUACUGGUGGUGGUGGUACCCAAGAUUACUUCUCUAGACCAACUUCCGGUACUAUGAAGGCUGCAGUUAUCUUCCGUGGUUCUGAUAAGACCAUUCACAUUGUCGAAGUUGAUGAAAGUUUCGAUGAACAAUUAUCAGACUCUACUGUCUCCAACUGGUUGAACAAGGCUGGUUCAUCUGCUGCCUUGGCUUAA
Messenger RNA from Vanderwaltozyma polyspora DSM 70294, 1389 nucleotides. RefSeq names its product Tos1p (gene TOS1). Lineage: Eukaryota; Fungi; Ascomycota; Saccharomycetes; Saccharomycetales; Saccharomycetaceae. The transcript has a single exon. Bases 1 to 1389 code for a protein of 462 amino acids. The record is from RefSeq and is a predicted model, not a curated record. Gene Ontology annotation, cellular component: fungal-type cell wall.